UAAAACAAAAAGGCUUUGCACUGGUUAUUUUAACCCCUUUCUGUCUACGAUAUACAUGUAUUUAGUAUUUAACCGAAGUGGAAUAAUAUUUAACAUUCAAUUUCAUUUAAAUGUAGAUUGAAAAGGACAGUUAUUAAAGAUUGAUUUUUAUGUGUAAAAAGUGGUCACUUGUAUUUUACAUCGUCUAGAUGUCAUCGAAGAAGGAACCCGGGGGUGGCUGGGGAUGGAUUAUCACACUCGCGUGUUUUAUUGAACAUAUUUUAUAUAUUGGAUCUAUAAAUACAUUGGGAAUUUACCAUGUUUAUAUUAUGGAUGAAUUUAACGAAGACAUUACGGCUGUUACAUUAAUUGGUGCAUUGUAUAUUUCAGUAUCAAUAUCUGGUGCAAUCUUUGCAGUUUUUUUAAAUGAAAAGUUUGGAGAGAGAUUGGUUAUAAUGUCCGGAGGAUUUUUAGUGUUCAUCGGCUACGCCUCCUCAUUCUUUGUGACGGCGUUUCCUGUAUUAUAUUUGACAAUGGCGAUUAUACCAGGAAUUGGAAUGUCAUUUUCGUAUUGCAGUUUAUUGGUAGCGGUAGACAAAUAUUUCACUGAACGCAAAUUUAUAGCAAUGUCUUUAGCAAUACUAGGUGGAUCUUUCGGCAUGGUAAUCAUGCCUAUUUUAGUUGAAUCUCUUUUACAAAAAUAUGGUUUCCAUGGUGCUAUACUUGUUCAUGCAGGGAUAUCGUUACAUGUAAUUGUCUGCGGGGCAGUCGUGUUUCCACUUCCGACAGAAAAUAUUUCCAGAAAAAGUAAAGCUAAUAAAAAAGUAGACAUGAAGUUUUGCAAAGAACCCAAAUUCAUUGUGUACCUCAUCACAAACUUUCUGUUUAUUCCUGCACAAUACAUUCCAGCUACUCAGCUACCGGAAACAGCUGUUUCAAUAGGAAUCGGUAUGGAUGAGAUUUCAUUGGUUGUGGCGAUGCUUGGUGUUGGAAGUGGAUUUGGACGCUUGUUCUUUGGUUUUCUAUCUCAUUGUUUUUUCAACCAUGUUGUAAAAUUCUGGAUUAUAUUCUUGGCAGGAAUGGGAUUGAUGCUGUUAAUGGUACCUUAUUCGACAAAAAUAGAACAAUUUCUAAUUUUUGCAGUUUUAUACGGAUUUUUUGACGGAGGAAACAAUGUAGGAUGGAAUCUUUCAUUGAAGAACCUUUUAGAGCCGCAGUAUUACGGCAGAGCUAUGAGUUUGGCUUUACUCGCGGAGGGCUUUGGGUGUGCAAUAGGAAACCCAUUAACAGCUUUUCUGAGAGAAACGACAGGAUCAGGCGGUAUACCAUAUUUUAUUGGAUGUGCUAUACUUUGUGUCAGUGCUGUUAUUUUAAUUCCAUUUUCAAAUGUGAAGCAAACAUUUCAAGAACAAGAAAUUAUAAUCUUUGACGAAUCAGAUUCCGAAUUAGAAAAAAUCAAAAUCCAUGAUGAUUGUUAUGAAGAAUAUAUUAAAAUAAAUGAAUCUACAUGUAUAUGCAAAACAGAUAUUAAUGAGAAAUAA
Molecule: messenger RNA, 1520 nt
Organism: Mytilus trossulus (common blue mussel)
Lineage: Eukaryota; Metazoa; Mollusca; Bivalvia; Mytilida; Mytilidae
Product: monocarboxylate transporter 13-like
Exons: 6
Coding region: 189-1520 (443 amino acids)
Biological process (GO): transmembrane transport
Cellular component (GO): membrane
Molecular function (GO): transmembrane transporter activity
Source: RefSeq, a predicted model, not a curated record